Molecule: messenger RNA, 1184 nt
Organism: Larimichthys crocea (large yellow croaker)
Lineage: Eukaryota; Metazoa; Chordata; Actinopteri; Sciaenidae
Product: B-cell receptor-associated protein 29
Exons: 8
Coding region: 267-977 (236 amino acids)
Biological process (GO): intracellular protein transport; endoplasmic reticulum to Golgi vesicle-mediated transport
Cellular component (GO): endoplasmic reticulum; endoplasmic reticulum membrane
Source: RefSeq, a predicted model, not a curated record
AGCAACAGACAAAUCUUAAACUCAUCCAAUAGAAAGCAAAGCUUUUUUCUCCGUUUGGUGAGUCAGGUUGUAAUCUUUAACAAAUCCAAAGGGGCUGUCCAGUGAUGUCAACUGACCAGCAGCAGAGUUUUAUUUAGGACUGUGGCUCCUCAGAUGCUCACCAGCAGCUGUUGUGAAUGUGUGUGUGUGUGUGUGAGCGCAUGUGAGGCCUUGUCUGGACUUUCCCAUUCCUCUGAUCGAACAACUUUGUCUGGACAUCAGUCACAAUGACUCUGCAGUGGACGGCUGUGGCUUUCUUCCUCUAUGCAGAAAUAGCAGUCAACCUCAUCUUGUGUAUACCCUUCAUAUCAGCAAAGAGAUGGCGUUCUGUAUUCAACUUGAGUAUAUGGAACUGGUUAUCUCCAUAUUGGAACAAAUGCUUCUUUACCAUGAUCAUGGUUCUUAUUGUUCUUUUCUGUGAUGCUGUCCGUGAGGUGAACAAGUACUCAGGUCCUGAGUCCAUGCAGGAUGCCAAGGUGAACCCAAAUGUGUACGACCAUGUCCACAUGAAGCUGUUCAGAGCGCAGAGGAACCUCUACAUAUCUGGCUUCUCUAUCUUCCUCUGGCUUAUCAUGCGUCGAGUUGUCACCUUGCUAAAUCAGGUUGCUGUCACCUUGGAGAACAGUGCAGGUCUUGAAGCGCAGAUGGACAAUGCUGUCAAAGCAGCUAAGCAGCACCAGGACGACAACCUGAUGCUAAAACAAGCUCUCCUGGAUGAGGAAAAAUCCACGUCAGCAAAAAACCAGCAACUGAAGCUGGAAGUUGAGAAGCUGGCAAAUCAAGUGAAGGCUGCUGAGGAGGCUCUGCGCAAGUCUCAUGCUGAAGUGGAGGCCAUGAGGAGGCAGGCUAAAGGCCUGGCACAAGAGUAUGACAGAUUAUUGACGGAACACCAUCAACUCCAGAAUCUCCAGAGUGCUGCAGACAAAAAAGAUCAGUAACCACAGAAAAACCGCGACACACGUUGUCAGGUGUUUGUUCCAUGGAUAACUUUUCUUCUCAUUACACUACACUGUACUUUAUGCAGUAGGCCAUCAGAGGCCAUGUCUGUAUUAGCUUUUACAACUUUAUUUUCCUCUUUAAUGUUUGAACUGAAGCUUGUUUUUGUUUUUUAUUUAUGUUGAAUGCUGAAUUCUUACUAAAGUUAC